Diorhabda carinulata is the source of this 7561-nucleotide messenger RNA. RefSeq names its product MAP kinase-interacting serine/threonine-protein kinase 1-like. The coding region runs from base 293 to 1732 and encodes 479 amino acids. Gene Ontology annotation, biological process: peptidyl-serine phosphorylation; intracellular signal transduction; protein autophosphorylation. Gene Ontology annotation, cellular component: nucleus; cytoplasm. NCBI's taxonomy places the organism in Eukaryota, Metazoa, Arthropoda, Insecta, Coleoptera, Chrysomelidae. The transcript is spliced from 5 exons. Gene Ontology annotation, molecular function: calcium-dependent protein serine/threonine kinase activity; ATP binding; calmodulin binding. The record is from RefSeq and is a predicted model, not a curated record.
AUCCACGUAAGCGCAACCGUACGCAGACGCAAAAGACGGUGUACGUGACCAACAGAUCCAAGAUGAAGUAGGCGAAAUGACGCCGAGUUCCAGCUAGUCGGAAUUUAACAUCAACGGAGUGUAGAAGUAUAACGAUGGGAAGAUAGUGUGAACCAACGAAUCUUUUCUUUGUGCCUAAAGUAGACGUGACCGGCCGUUUUUUCCUCUUUAUUCACCUUAAUUUUCAACAGUUUAGUUUAAACCGAAAGGUUUUUUUUUGGGUCUAACUCUUUUUUGAAAAACAUCAACAAAUAUGGUCGAAAGGAUUAUAGAAGAAUCUGAAAAUUAUGAUUGUAACGGCAUCGUGAUCAGUAGCAACGGUGACAGCAUCAGAGGCUGUAAUGGAGGCGGCGGAGGUGGCAGUGCUUCCGACAGCGGGGAUCAGAUGGACGCUGAUACCCGCGAAAGGGAACUAGCCCGUCGCAAGGAAGAGGCAAAAAGGAGACGCCGCAAGAAGAAACGUACCGGAUCAUCAUUGGUAUCAUCAUGUUUUCAAGAUCUAUAUAAAUUGACCGGUGAAGUUUUGGGGGAGGGUGCCUAUGCCUGUGUCCAAGCUUGCGUUAGUUUGUUCACCGAACAAGAAUUUGCAGUAAAAAUAAUCGAUAAGGUUCCUGGUCAUGCCAGAGCCAGAGUUUUUCGAGAAGUCGAAACUUUCCAUCAUUGUCAAGGUCAUCCAAACAUUAUUCAGUUGACGGAAUUUUUUGAGGACGAAGAAAAGUUUUAUUUGGUUUUUGAAAAGAUUAAUGGAGGUCAGCUCCUGAGGAGAAUUCAGGAAUACAAAUAUUUCAGCGAGGCCGCCGCAGCGGAAAUCAUUAGAGAAGUUGCUUCGGCGUUGCAAUUUAUGCACGCUAAAGGAAUAGCGCACAGAGAUUUAAAACCGGAAAACAUACUCUGUGUACACAGCGAUCGACUGUGUCCUAUCAAAAUUUGCGAUUUUGAUUUGGGAUCCGGUAUCCGCUUUCAAUCGAGCGUAUCCAGCCCUUUAGCUACACCACAAUUAUUAACACCGGUGGGUAGUGCGGAGUUUAUGGCGCCGGAAGUAGUGGAAGCAUUCAUCGGUGAAUCCGAAACCACGUCCUACGAUAAAAGAUGCGAUUUAUGGUCAUUGGGCGUCAUCAUGUACAUCCUACUGUGCGGAUAUCCGCCCUUUUACGGAAAAUGCGGCAGAGAUUGCGGUUGGGAGCGUGGAGAUAAUUGCAACGCUUGCCAGGAAUUGUUAUUCCAAAGCAUCCAAGAAGGCAGGUACGAUUUCCCGGAACCUGAAUGGGAUACCAUAUCAGAUGAAGCUAAAGAUCUAAUUUCCUCUCUUUUAAUAAAGAACGCUAGAGAACGCAUAAGCGCCGAAAAGGUAUUGAAGCAUCCAUGGCUUCAAUUCGCGAGUGAUACAGCCGCUCUCACGACCCCGGCUGUCAUCAAGAAAAACAACUCCGUUUUAGAACUAUCCCAGUUUGCGGAGUCUGCAAUGGCUGUGAAUAGGGUGGUGCAACAACAUUUCAGUAUGAAAUUGGAUUAUUUGGAAAGACCGAAUAUCUACGCGCCCGAUAAAAGACCGUUGAAGACAUGCGCGUCGGCCAAAUUAUUCGGUUUAAGUCCACCGAGCGAAAGUAAUCUUAUGCGCAGGCGUAUCAAAGGUGGGUCCUGUCAGAUUUUAAUGCCAGCGCCGGCGCCAGCCAUACCCAGUCCAAGCGGUUGAUGUUGCCCAUCUCUUCGAAAACAAAAACGUGUUUGAAAUUUUUGAAAUUUAAUUUUUUUCAAUUUACUCUAUUUUUUUUUUUUGGCAUUCUUAAAGAGAUAAUUCAGUUUAUAUUCGCGUUGUGUUCGAUACUAUCAACAUGAUGCGACAAGUUACUGUUUGUUUUCAUUUUGUAUUUUUCUAUUGUAAAGCUGAAUGGAUCAUGAUAUUGAGGCAUUUAUAAACCAACAAAGAGGAUCCCACCACCAACAACGAAUUUACAUGUCGGCGUGAGAACCUUAAAGUUAAUUUAGUGCGGGUCAUAAACAACAUAAAAAUUACUUGAGUAUGACAAUAAUUAAAAAAAAAUAACGACGCUAAUAUACAGUUGAUUGAAUUACUUUUGCAAAUUAUUAAUUAGUGGUUGGACAAAUUCAUGCCGAAAACAAUUUGAAAAAUAAAUUCAUUCACAUUGUAUAAUUGGUUCAGGAGUUUAUAUAACAUAGCCACCACUACUUUUUUUAAAAAAAUUAUCCCCAAAAAAUAGAUAGAUAGAUAAAUGAUAUAAAUAAAAUGAUUAAUAAAUACAAAAAUUUAUAAUGUAACUAAGCUUUUCACUGCGACGCCCUUCUAUAGUCGAAAACCAGUGAAGCUUCCCCUGCUUUGCCCCAUUUUAGUAGGUCCAGACGAAUGUUGUGUGCUUGCGGACCAUCCAAAAAGUGGAACGCAAGAUUUUCAACAUCUGAUUUCUACAAAUGAUUAAAAUAGUCCCUUAAACCCAUUCUAAUAGAUUUCGUAAAUGAUUUUACCAAUCAUUAUUAUAAUUAUCAACUCCUGACCCAAUUAUGAUUUUUUUUCAAUUGUUACCAAUAUCAGAGCAUGAAUUUGAAUAAAAUCUCACGCAUAAUUGAGUUGAUACCAUUUCGAAUAUUCGUGCAAAAAAAAUUUUUUUCAUUGUUCGAAUAUUACAAUAAAUUUUUCUUGUACAGUAGAUGUAGUGUUGGUAUAUAUUUGUUUAAAAAAAAAUAUCAUUUCGCCAACUCGACAUUAAUUUACAUUAUACAGGUAGGGGCGAUGCGGUAUAUUUAUUAUCCCAUCGAAUAAACAUUUCUAACAGGGUUGAAAAAUAUAUAUAUAUAUCUCAGUUCAGGUGAAAAAUAAAUUUAGGGAUUUGAAGUACUUUAUAAGUACAACAAAAAAAAAUUAAACGCCUCAUUAAUUAGAUUAAUUUUGUCUACAGUACCAUACUUUUAGUAAGUAAUUAGGGUUAAGGUGUAAAAUAUUUAAGGCUAUCGAGAGGCUAGUUAUUUCGAAAUUAUGCUGUAGAUGGAGUUUCGCUUGAUAACGGGUGCGGUUGCGUACAACUAGCUUGAAAUUGUAGUCCGAUAAAAUGGGGGGUUUUAAAAAAAAGGAAACAGUCUUAACAAAAUUUUAAUAAUAAUUAUAGUGUCUCGAUUAUUAUUAUUAUUAUUAUAUGAUUCUUAUUAAAUCGUACAUUUAUAGCGUCUCGAGGCAAUACAUGUUGUAACAUACCAUUCGAUUUGUUACUUUUUUAUUCAAACAUUCUUUUGUUUUUGUAUUGUGGCACAAUAAUCACUUCCGAUUUAUUUAUUCUAAGAAUCGAGAUUUGAAGAAAUUGAUUUGUUAUCAACCCCCCUCUUCUUUCGAGAAAUUCAAUAAUACCUCGGAAUCUAUGCUAAAUCGUCCUCUAUCUACCAAUACUUUAAAUCAAAGCUUUUAUUCUUUAUAUUCGCUGAUAAGUUUUUCAAAUAUUUUUUCAACUUUGUUUUUUUAUUAUAGUGCUCACAAAAUUCCAGUUAUUUCUAUAGAUUUGAUUUUGAUUUGAGCAAAUUUUGUAUUUUAGUUUUCGUAUAAAUUAAUUUCGAUAUUUAAAAAACUUACCAGCGAAUAUAAAGAAUAAAAUCACCCCUAAUUUACUUUGGUUUAAAAUGUAGGUAAAUAGAGGACGAUUUAACAUAGAUUCCGAGGUUCUAUUCAAUUUGUCUAAAGAAUUGGGGGAUUAUUGUGCCACAAUACUUGGGAAUAAAGGAAUGUUUGAAGCCGAAUGGCAUGUUACAAUGUACUAUAAACAAGGGGACACAACUAAAGAAUUACUGCCAAAAAAUGUCUUCAAUUUUAAAGUUUUUAACAACCACAUUUUAUUAUAGAAACUUAUUUGAGGCUAAUUAUUUUUUUUUAUGAAAACUAAUGCUAGAGCAGCUAUUAUUAAUUGAAGAGUUUCUCUACUCAUUUCUAUUGAACUUGACAAUCUUACUAACAUAAAUAAUUGUACAUACAACCAAAUAUCUAGUUUCAAAAAUCCUCUAUAGAUGUAAGAUUGAAUGUAUAUAUGGUAGCAUUUAUCGAUGGACAACCUCGUAUUCGCACUGUUCGCUUUGGUACCUUGCAAAUACGAUAAGAGCAGUUGAAAGUAUAUCUGAUAUUCUUCAGGUGGUACUUCACCUAACAGUGUCCAGUAACUCUCCAUAGCUACCGUUUGUUCAAUGAACCAAUUAGUAUCCAAACGAGCUACUAAUCUGGACACUCUGCAGCUUUCUUCUUCUAGUUUUAAGAAGAUUGAAUAAAAACGAAAUAACAUUUGUCGAUGGACAAUAUUGUACUUGCAGAGGGGUUCCACUGUUAGCUUUGGUUCCUUGUUACAAUGCUUUCCAGGUGAUAUUUCACCUGACAGUAUUUUUAACUUUCCAUAGCUACAGUCUGUUUAAUGAACCAAUGAAACUAAUCUGGGCACUCUACAACUGACUUUUUACUUGUUUUAAGAAAAUUGAAUGAAACAAUGAAGAUUUGUCGAUGGACAACCUCUUACUUGCAUAGAAGGUUACAUUGUUUGCUUUAGUUCCUUGCGACAAUGCUUUCCAGGUGAUACUUCACCUGACAGUGUCCAGUAACUCUCUUCUUUGUUUGAUGAAAAGAACUUUUGGAUCCGGUUAGUAGAAUAAAUAGUAAAUCUCUUCGAUUGUAUCAGACCUGGGGUCUUUCUCCAUGUUUUGAUAUCCUACUGUGGAAACCUAUAAAAAGUUGUAGUCAGGUGAUCAGUUUCUUUAUUUCGAUGAAGCUGGGAACCAACUAAUCGGUCUUGAAUUGUUAAUAAAUAUCUUGAUGUUACUUAUUAUAUUUUAUGUUUGGUUUCUUCAUUUAAUUUUUUCUAUGAAUGAAGUAAUAGGAGGUAGAGGGCGAUACUGGAACACUGUAGAGUUGUAGAUACAAAAAAAGAAGUAGAAAACCCAUAAACUUUAAAUCAAAUAAUUAAAAGGUUGAUUUUAAGUGUUAAUAACAAUGUUUAUAUAUGAAAUAUGUGGUAUAAUGAAAACCUGAUGAGCAAUAUACAUAUAGAGGAUUGUUUUUUGGUAGUUUAAUUCUGUGGUAAAGUUAUGAAUCAAUCGGGCCAUGUUCAACUAUAUAAUGCCUUAAUAUGAAUUGAUGGUUCAGCUGUGGCCUAGAUAUAUAAAUAUAUAUAUAUAUAUAUAUAUAUAUAUAUAUAUAUAUAUAUAUAUAUAUAUAUAUAUAUAUAUAUAUAUAUAUAUAUAAUAUAAACUAUCUCGCUUGAAUUUUUAAUACUUUUGUAUGUGUUAAAAGUAGAUUGUAAUCAGUCUACGAUUUGUGAUAAUAAAUAAGCAUCUGAUGUGCGAUUUAGUCGCACUAUAGACUGUAGAACGCCGUACCUGCUUUCAUUUCAGUGAGAUAUGGAACAUGAAAUUGGGCUUAGAAAUUGCCCUAGGGGUCCAUCGAUACCCCGCUUACGUACUGACAGUCCAUUUGUAUUCUAAGAAUCCUAUAUAAGUUUGGAUAUUUUUUUAAGAUUUUGUAAUGCUCAAGGGUGGAAGUUUCCAUAUGAUAAGAGUGGUAUCCAAACAGGGCGCGUUUUCAAUCAAAUACCAAAUUAAUGCUUGUAUCAAUACGAUAUACAUACGUCAAAAAUGACAAAUGCAAUUAUUUAAUUUCUUAAUAUUUAUAUAUUUAUUUUUCUAAACGUUAAAAACAUUUUAUCGAAUUAAUAAUUUUAAUGUUAAUUCUAUUUUAAUUAAAAAAUUAUUUAUUCGAUAAAAUACAAAAUUUUAUUUAUGUUAAUUACAACUUUUAAUAUUUAUGUAAAAGAAAUUUCAACAUCCAUAUACAUAUUCAAAAUUGGUUGCAGGAUAUUCUGUUAUCUUGAUAUUUUCAAAAACUGUGCGUUUUAUCGGAAGUGAAUUAUGCGAAAAACAGUGUGUGUACCAUGACAUUCGAUUUUAUCAUCCAAAAAAAUGAUGUAACUAGUGAAUAAACUUUGUCCGUAAAAUUACAGUACUUUUUACAUGUUUUCAUCUUAUUUAGAAUUUCUGCAACCAUUACUUUUUUUUGUCAUUUUUACGUAUGUAUUUCCUGUAUGUAGUAAUACAGAUCGUGACUCCCAGUGCUUUUUGUAAUAAUAAAAUUUGGUAUUUGUCACUUCCAACACUCAGGGUAGCAAAUGUUGGGUGAGAAUUUUUGAGAUAAAUGUAUGUGAUAAUAAGUAUGAAUGCAAACAAAACCUUUAUAAUAUUGUAGUUUGCCCCUACAGAUUGGAGUAUUGUUUUUUUUUUCUAAGAUUUAUUUUAAGGCAUUUAUUAAUGUACUUUAACAGUACCAUCAAUUUCCAAUCGAUUUAUACCAAAAAAAAUUAAAAAUUUAAUACAUAAUUGCCCCAUGUAAAUUAAACAAGUUUUAAUUCCCUUUUAACGCAGUUAACUCUGAAAGAGAAACGUUAAGCGGGAUUAUUAGGAUUUUCCCACAAGAUAUACCCCAUCUAGUAAUUAAAACAUGAAUCAGUGAUUAAGCAAUUUUAAUUUUAUUUACGUUGCUUCUUUCCUUCAUUUUAAAACCUUUAAUUUUAUUUAUUCAGAAAAAAGUCCUCCACAAUAAUAAUUUCUGGGUAUCUUUCAGUUCAUCGAAGAAAAAUUUAAUACAGUCUUUAGGUUUCAUUUUUUUCCCAAAUAUUUUGAUAAGUAAUAAAAGAGUCAAAAAUCCAGAUGAAAUUUAGUUCUCCAAUAAGUAAAAGCGAAUAAAAAUGUGAAAUUUGUACAGGGAUAAAACACCUAGAUGAUUAUGGCUUCGAUGAUUCUAGUUGGUAAAUGAAGAAUUGGAACAGUUUCUUUAUUUUUAAUAUCCUUAAAUUACUCGUUGACUACCUACUCAUAUAUUUCAAAUAAAUUGAAUCCUGACUCAUAAUAUUUUUUAUGAAACUUCCGUACUGAUUUGUUAAUUUUUUUUUUGAGGUGGUAGCAUCUUUGUCAAGUUCCCAAUUUCAAUAUCGUAAUCUGAUUUCUUGAAUUUCAAAUCAUUAUUGUUCUCAAUGCCUAUCUUUAUAUGAAUCACCUUGUAUAAUUUAUUUGGGACGUUUUGUAUCCAAAAUAUAUUUUCAUGGCUGAUUUUGCUGUGAGUGCCAUUUUUUUUAUUUAUAUAGAAUGUCUCAUCAAAAAUCAAAUAGUAUUGUUAUAUAUUUUACAUAUUUUUUCAAAAAAAUUGAAAUAUUGUGAAAAGAAGUGCAAGAAAUUCGAUGAUGAAUAAAGUAAAUUGUGAUGUGAAAACAAUCUUUCAAAAUCGUUAUGUAUAUAUAUAUGGUGAGACAUGCUGUAUAUGUUAUAAUUGACUCGGUAUGGCAUUUUUCCCCUCCUGUUUUAGACUAUACCGAUUUGGUUAUAAAUAUGAGCAGAAAUUAUAUCAAUAUUGUUAAUAAAAAAAAAUUUGGUUACAACUUGAGACAUCAGUUUUUUUUACUACAAGCAUGUCGGCGUUGUGUAAAAAAUAAAGAUGGAAAUUUAUGUACCAAGUGUGCUUUAAUUUCUUAUAAAUAAAGACCGAUUUUUUUACAAA